This is a messenger RNA of Hylaeus anthracinus, 1956 nucleotides long. It is a transcript of the gene Tif-IA, whose product is annotated as RNA polymerase I-specific transcription initiation factor RRN3. Gene Ontology annotation, cellular component: nucleus. Gene Ontology annotation, molecular function: RNA polymerase I general transcription initiation factor activity; RNA polymerase I core binding. The coding region runs from base 180 to 1877 and encodes 565 amino acids. Gene Ontology annotation, biological process: transcription initiation at RNA polymerase I promoter. Lineage: Eukaryota; Metazoa; Arthropoda; Insecta; Hymenoptera; Colletidae. The record is from RefSeq and is a predicted model, not a curated record. The transcript is spliced from 8 exons.
UCGGCAUCGUCGGCAUCAUCGGCUGUCUCUUUGACCACAUGGAGUUAGUGAACGCAUAUCGGGAUAUUUUUGACUAAUGUAAUAUUUCGUGAUAAUACAUUUUCAAAAUGUAAAUGAGCUUAUGACUUUGAAUCGUUGAAAAAUAUUAAUAUAUUAAGAGGUUGUAAAUAUAACCGAAAAUGUCAGUUGUAUCCUCAAGAGUUAGCAGCGUGUCAUCGAUCUUAAAGACACCUGGAGUUAGAUCGCAAUUAAUUAGACAGUCUAAUAGAGUAUAUUUCAAACUUCCAAAAAAUCUCAAAAGUAUUAUUUAUAAUUUUGAAACUGGUAAUGGUAUUAAAGACUAUGAAGAUUUGAUAUGUAUCUUACGUGAUUCGAAUAUAAAGGAUACAGAUUUAAUAGAAUUUUUGGUAAAUGUGAGACAAUGUAUGUCAUUACUUGGUCCAACUCAUCAAGUAUUUAUAGAGACACUUCUGCAACUAAAAUGGACAAAUCGUUCAGUGGAAGCAACAUCAGCCUAUAAAGCAUUUAUAGAAGAUUUAAUUUGUAUGCAAAUUUAUUAUGCUAAAAAUGUUAUAGAUAAUUUAGUUGAACAAUUUAAACCAGAUGAAAAUAGUGAUACUGAAUGGGAAGCUGGACAGUGCAAGGAAGAAGAUGUCCAAAGAUUAAAUCAUAUACAUGAUAUUCUAUGCAAAAUUUUGAAAAUUGUGCCAAUGUCAAGUAAACUGCUACUCCAAUCGCUCAGAGCAAGAUUUCCAUAUAUUGUUCAUGGAACUCAUACACAUGAAGUUUAUGUUUAUGCAUUGAUUCAAAUAUUAGAAUAUGCACCUCAAUUACGAUCUGAUAUUCUGUCUCUAAUUAUUAAUAGGUUAAUGGUAUUAGAUGUAAAUAUACCACGGUUAGAGACAGAUAACGACGACGAAGACUUAAUGGAUGAUAGUGAUUGUGACAGCACAUUUGGUAAUGAGAAUAAUGUUGUCGAACACAAUGAUACAACAGAAACAGAUAAAAUACAUCCAAUAGCUCAUAAAUUGGAUGUGUGUAUGACACUGAUUCUGAAAUAUAUGCAUAAUUCCUGUUUAGUUGAAGGAGUCUUGCAAAUGGAAUCUUUAAAAAGUCUUUAUUUCGAUAUAUUACAAAUAUUUGAAACUGUAAUAUUACCCACUCAUGCAAGUCAAUUUGUCCAGUAUAUUAUAUUCUAUAUUUGUAGUUUUAAAACAGCUGUUGCCGAGGCUUUUAUAGAUUGGUUAUGGCGCAAGGUAUCAGAUCCUAACAUACCUUCUAUUACGCGUCAAUCAUCCGUGGCAUACAUUGCAAGCUUUCUAGUUACGGCAAAUUUUAUCACAGCCGGGUUAGUGAAAGCAGUACAGUUUAGAUUGUGUAAAUGGAUUCACGAUUAUAUUAACAUGCAGGAUCACUCAAACUACAUAGACGAUGAAAAUAAAGAACACACUGUAUUUUAUUCUGUUUGCCAAGCAUUAUUUCUUAUAAUUACUAAAAGGCAUAAUGAUUUUCCUGAUUCAAAAAAAUAUAUGUUAUACUUACAAGAAUUGGACUUAGCAAAAAUUAUAACCUGUAAGUUAAAUCCAUUAAAAGCCUGUCAUCCUGAAAUCGUGCAUAAUUUCGCGGAAAUUACGCGAAUGUACCAAUUGGCUUAUUGUUAUACUAUAAUUGAAAAUAAUACACGAAGCCAGCUUCCUAUAUUUGGCAGUAAAAAGGCAGCAACAAUUACGGUCGGAAACUUUUUCCCAUUUAGUUCUUAUACAUUGGCUCAAAGCGGACAGCAAUUAAUUUCUCUAUUUCGUGACAAUGUUACUAGUAGUAAUGAACAUAAAGCAACUAUUAAAUAUAAAGAAGAUAUAGAAUAUAUGACGGAAUAGAAGAAUUUUUCAAAUUCAAUGUACUUUCGAUUUAUUUGUAACCAACCACCUUUUCAAAUAAAUAAAUUAUUCGCAAAAA